This is a messenger RNA of Mya arenaria, 378 nucleotides long. Its product is annotated as keratin, type I cytoskeletal 9-like. The transcript has 5 exons. Lineage: Eukaryota; Metazoa; Mollusca; Bivalvia; Myida; Myidae. The record is from RefSeq and is a predicted model, not a curated record. Bases 1 to 378 code for a protein of 125 amino acids.
AUGUCGGUUGCUCUCGAGAUGAAGGUCGCAUUAUUACUGUUGUUUGUGACUCUGGCAGCAGCGUUCAAUGAUCGGGCGCGCUGGGGUGGUGGGUUUUAUGGCCCUGGAGGGGCACGUGGCGGUAUGAUUGGCGGGUUUGGCCCGAGGGGCUACGGACGGGCAGGGUAUAUACAGGGACCGUACGGGGGAACCAUAGCCGGGGGACAGUACGAGAUAAACGGUCCAAGGGGCGGGGUGCGUUAUGGGCGCGGUGUGUACGCGGGCGGCCCUCACUUUGGGGGUGGUGGCGGAGGGUUUAUUGGAGGCAACUUCAAUGAUUUCAAUGGCGGCUUUGGUAAUGGGGGAGGCUACGACGGUGGCUACGGAAAGAGAGUGUAA